GCCGCCGAACUCCCCAACGCCGCCGCCGCCGUCAGCCGCAAAUUGUAGCGUAUCCUCCCCCCUUCUUCUCACCCCAGUCGGGCGCGGCGCUGACGAAGCUCGAGCGGGGAUGAAGGCCGGGAGGAAGAACCUGCAGCGCGCGUGCCAGGACGGCUCCGCCGUCACGCUCGCGGAGGGCGAGAGCAUCAUGCAGGUCGUCACGCUGCGCGGCUCCAAUCUCAUCGAGGUCACGGACGGCGAGGGCGUCAAGUCCCUGGCCCUGUUCCCGGCCAAGUUCCAGAAGAGCUUCUGGAUCAAGAACGGGAAUUUCGUGGUUGUGGAUGCUAGUGGGAGGGACGAGGCUCUCGAGUCAGGAAGCAAGAUAGGGUGCGUCGUGUCGCGGGUCCUCUUUCAUGAACAAGUUCGUGCUCUCGAAAAAUCCGGUGAAUGGUGAGUUACUGGU
Molecule: messenger RNA, 442 nt
Organism: Lolium rigidum
Lineage: Eukaryota; Viridiplantae; Streptophyta; Magnoliopsida; Poales; Poaceae
Product: probable RNA-binding protein EIF1AD
Exons: 3
Coding region: 110-433 (107 amino acids)
Biological process (GO): translational initiation
Cellular component (GO): nucleus
Molecular function (GO): RNA binding; translation initiation factor activity
Source: RefSeq, a predicted model, not a curated record